This is a messenger RNA of Penicilliopsis zonata CBS 506.65, 1534 nucleotides long. RefSeq lists its product as hypothetical. The record is from RefSeq and is a predicted model, not a curated record. NCBI's taxonomy places the organism in Eukaryota, Fungi, Ascomycota, Eurotiomycetes, Eurotiales, Aspergillaceae. The transcript has 3 exons. The coding region runs from base 58 to 1521 and encodes 487 amino acids. Gene Ontology annotation, molecular function: oxidoreductase activity, acting on the aldehyde or oxo group of donors, NAD or NADP as acceptor.
UUAUAUUACUAUUAUAUUACUAUAAUAAUACUAUUAUAUCACUUACUUCUACUCACUAUGAACAUCUCCAACUUCAUCAACGGCUCUCACUCUUCCCCCUCCUCCUCCCCUUCUUUCUCCUCCAUCAACCCCCAGACAAACGAGUUUAUCGCUUCCAUCCCCCUCAGCUCCUCCCAAGAAAUCGACCUCGCCGUCCAGGCCGCCCACGCUGCCUUCCCCCGCUGGUCCGCCACGUCUCGCGCCCAGCGAUCCGCGUAUCUGACUGCCAUCGCUGACGCCAUCCACGCCCGCCAUGAAGAGUUUGCUGUCUGGGAGAGCCGCGACCAGGGCAAGACACUGGCGCGCGCGAGGGUGGAAGUCGACCGGGCGAUUGCCAACUUCCGCUACUUCGCCACGUUUAUCCUGCAUGAAACUUCUACUGCGCGGUUCACCCCGGACGAGCGCGUUCUCACGUACGAACACCGCUCGGCGCGAGGCGUAUUCGCCUUGAUUUCACCGUGGAACAUGCCUCUUUACCUUCUUACGUGGAAGAUCGCGCCGUGUCUUGCGUUUGGGUGUACGGGGGUAGCUAAACCGAGUGAAUUGACCAGCAUUACAGCAUACUUACUCUCGGAAAUAUUCGUUCAAGUCCGUCUCCCCCCCGGAGUGAUGAAUAUCGUGUACGGCGAUGGAAGCACAGGCGCCGACCUGGUGCGACACGGCUUCAUACAAGGCAUCUCCUUCACAGGAGGCACCCAGACGGGAAUCCGCAUCCGACAAGACACAGCAGCAGACAUACAAAAACAUCUCUCGCUGGAACUUGGAGGGAAGAACGCAACGAUUGUGUUUGACGAUGCAGAUCUCGACGCGGCAGUGGACGUGGCUGCCAAAGCGGCUUUUGAGAACCAGGGAGAGAUAUGCCUGUGUGGAUCACGAAUCUACAUCCACCAAAGCAUAUAUCACCAGUUUGUGUCGAAAUUCGUUGAACAUGUCUCGAGAACAUACAUUCCAGGAGACACUCUCGGGGCUGUCAUUUCUCUCGCUCAUUAUAACAAGAUCCGGUCGUAUCUCACUCUGGCAAAACAGGAAGAUUUCCUCCUUGGAGGUGUUCCCCCUGAGAAUCCUACGAAUGGGUACUGGAUUUCCCCUUGCAUUCUGAAAAACAAUGACAACCAGUCUCCCCUUUGUCAAGAGGAAAUCUUCGGUCCAGUAGUGACGGUCUCCCCCUUCGACACAGAAGAAGAGGCAGUCUCUCUCGCCAACGACAGUAAAUACGGCCUGGCAGCUAUUCUGUUGACAAAAGACGGGGCUCGCAUGCGCCGUGUUGGCGAACGACUGCAAGCCGGACUCGUCUGGGUGAAUUGCUGGCUUGUCAGGGAACUCGGCACGCCGUUUGGAGGGAUGAAGGCUUCGGGGGUGGGCAGAGAGGGGGGGAGUAUUCUAAAGAUGUGUUUUGUGUGGUUCGUGUUUUGCAUUGCCCUAUGUAGUAUGCGAUGCAUAGUAUGCGAAGCGAAUAUAUACUUACUAAAUAGAGAUAUAUAGUAUAGUAUAGUAU